UUGUCCUUUAUUAUUGACCUAAUCGCAACCUACGCAUGCGUAAUAUCGUCAUAGCGACUCGCGUCUUUAAAACUCGAGUUGGCUUGUAUCGAAAUAGUAUGAUCGAUACGAAAUAUUCGGUUAAUAGUUUCGUUCGAUUAAAUGUUCUUUUUUUUUCUCUUAUUAACGAAGAGAAAUAUCUUCGAAUAUAAAUGAUUUGAAAAUUAUUAUAUCUAGAUCAUUUUUGUAUUCGUUACAAAGAACAAAAAAAUCAUGCACGGUUUUGAACUGAUAUCGCAAGGUGCCGAAGCCUGUCUCUACAAAGGGACAUACUUAGGUAAACCUACCAUAGUUAAAGAAAGAUUUGUCAAAGGCUAUAGACAUCCGGAUUUAGAUAAACGUUUAACAAAGGAUAGAAUAAAGGCUGAGGCACGUGCUAUUAUUCGUGCUAAAUCUGCAGGCGUACCAACACCUGCAUUAUAUCUAAUUAAUUUGGAUCGUCGCAGCAUUUACAUGGAAUAUAUGGAAAAUACUACAGUUUUAAAACAUUAUAUAGAUGAAAAUGUAUCUGAUAAAGUUAAUGUAGAACAUAUUAUUAAGUUUAUAGGAGAAGGAUUAGGUUUACUUAUUGCUAAACUACACUUGAAGAAUAUAGUUCAUGGAGAUUUGACGACUUCAAAUGUUCUUUUGAAAAAUAUUUCAAAUGAAAUGUGGACCAAAGAGAAAGCUUUAAAUCAUUUUGUCAUGAUUGACUUUGGAUUGGCACGAAUUGAUUCAACUGUAGAAGAUAAAGCAGUUGAUAUAUAUGUUCUUGAAAGAUCUUUGCUUAGUGCUCACUCAGAAGUGCCUAAUCUUUUUCCACUAAUUUAUGAGAGCUAUCAAAAACAUUAUGCAAAUAAAACUCAAUGUAAGGAGAUAGUUAAUAAGUACGAAGAAGUAAGAGCACGUGGACGCAAACGAUUAAUGAUUGGCUGAUCAUUAAUAGAAUUAUUUUUAUUAAAGAAGGAUUAUUUGUUAAAUAUAUGAGAAUUAAAUUUUUUUCCUAUUUUUACGAAUGUAAGUAUU
Molecule: messenger RNA, 1044 nt
Organism: Polistes canadensis
Lineage: Eukaryota; Metazoa; Arthropoda; Insecta; Hymenoptera; Vespidae
Gene: Prpk
Product: EKC/KEOPS complex subunit bud32
Exons: 4
Coding region: 253-954 (233 amino acids)
Biological process (GO): protein phosphorylation
Cellular component (GO): nucleus; cytosol; EKC/KEOPS complex
Molecular function (GO): protein serine/threonine kinase activity; ATP binding
Source: RefSeq, a predicted model, not a curated record